This is a messenger RNA of Neolamprologus brichardi, 5808 nucleotides long. Lineage: Eukaryota; Metazoa; Chordata; Actinopteri; Cichliformes; Cichlidae. The record is from RefSeq and is a predicted model, not a curated record.
UUGACUGCGCUGACCUUCACUUUUCCAUUGUGUAGUUCUUCUAUGUAGUAACAGCAGUAGGCUUUAUCAAAUCAACAUGGAGAGUAGGCAUUCUCUUUACUGAAAGCUACAAUCUUCCUGCCUAAAAUUUUCAACAUAUUCUCUUAUUUAUAGAGUGGUCUUUUGCAAAAUGAAAAGGUAAGAGAUGUACACAGCUCCGUAACACCAUGCCAACAUCGUCCCCACCACCUUCCUCAGUCAGUGAAAGCAGUGCAAAUGCUCGCAGCGUCACAGAUUCACAUUUGUACUGAAAGGUCCCCCCUGCUCAGAUUAGGGUUUUUAUGUUAAAUAGGUGAAACUAGCAGGACAUGGAGCCAGAACCAGACGGGUGGUUUUGCUCAUUAGUAAGAAGAUAUUCCACUUUUAACUUUUAUAUUGUAUAUAAUCUCUUUGUUAAAACUGUACAUUACAGGGACUAUUUUGUUUUUGCAAAGCACUCAUUAAUCUCCAGCUUUGAAAAACCCCUUGAAACUUGAAGUGAUCCAACAGCGUCGUACCGCCUUAUGUUACUGUUACAGCCGUAACUGCUUUUUCUAAGCAGAGCCCUCAAAGUAAGCACUGUCAGUGAUGGUGCUUACUUUUGAGAUGGACCAGACCCUCGUUGAGAAUCUCCUAAAUCAGUGGUUUGGACAUUUUUCUCUAACUUUUAGAAACAAAGCUUAUGUCACCCUGCUAAACCCGAGGGUGAACUCCAGAGCAAUAUGUAAACCAGACUUCUAAACACAACUUGCAAAGUUUAUUCCUGGUAGCUGUGCAAGCAAAAGAUAAUGGUUCCUUUUACAAAUUCGACUGAGUGUGUUUUCUGGAACUCCUACAGCGGAUUAACCCUUGAAUAUAUCAGAAUGCAGCUCUGACUUGAAGACUGUGAUGUAAGGUUGACUUUGAGAAAUGCACGUAACAUAUUGCACACAUCAGCAAGCAGAUCUGCUUGUAGCUAUGAUGUGAACAGAAACCAGUGUGGUACCUUUUCAUCUGAAAAGUGCAAGUUGUUGAAAGUCAUUACUGGUUUGGUACUUUAUAAAAAGACUGCAGUAAUAUUUGGCCCGACAGAAACCUUUUGUUAGAGCUGACUUUAUGGAAGGAUAGGUUGGUGAGACAGCGAAAAGCUUUAAUGAAUUAUUAAACCUUUUUGUUUUUUUAAAUGACUAUUUUUAUUAACACUUGCAUCCUCUGCAUCUGCCCCCGACAGAUGAGAACUUCACUCUCAAACACGACAGAGCCUUCCUGCUGUCGAUGGCCAAUCGUGGGAAGGACACCAACGGCUCACAGUUUUUUAUAAACUCUAGCAUCCUGCUCUUCCAAGCACAACUAAGAUGGCGCCUCAUCUUGAUGGAGUCCACGUCGUCUUUGGUCUGGUCAUCUCCGGAUUUGAAGUGAUAAAGAAGAUUGAGGGGCUGAAGACUGAUUCUGCCAGCAGACCGUACGCUGACGUGAGAGUGAUCGACUGUGGUCAGCUGAUCACCAAGUCUGCAAACGAUGUGCUAGAAGGCAAGCGGAAAAGAACUUCCCAUUCUGCUGACUCGUCCCUGAGCUCCCAUGACUCGUUCUCCCAGUUCUCCUCAGUGGAGUCUGAAAGUGAACUUGAUGAAAAGCACAGGCGUUACAAGCAAAAGAGACAUUCGAAAAGUAAACGGCCUAAAAAGAAAAGGAGACUGUCAAGGAAGGACAAAGAUGCAGAUAGUCUGCCUUCCAAGCAAAGUCCUGUGGGAAGAGAGCUACGGGAGGGAGAGAACAAGGUGGAAGAAGAGAGGGAGCUGGGUGGGAAGAGAGAGAAGCCCGUUGUUCGGCCAGAGGAAAUACCACCUGUGCCAGAAAACCGCUUCCUGCUGCGACGGGACAUGCCAUCUCAGGAAGAUAAAGCAGAAAUAGUUGAAAAAGAAGAAGCAACUCUUCCAGCUGACCCGAAACCAGCUGUGUCCAAGUCUGGACGGAAGAUCAGAGGCAGAGGAACAAUACGGUAUCACACUCCUACGAGGUCUAAAUCACGCUCUGCAUCUGUAGAGGAGCGUGGAAGCAGUGAAACUCCGCCGCACUGGAAAGAAGAAAUGAAGAGAACCAAAAUUUAUCAACCCCCAAGCAUUGAGCGGUGGAGCAAAGGAGACAAAUUGAAUGACCAUUCCUCAAGCAGAUGGGACAACAGAAGCGACUCUGCGUGGUCCCAGUCUGCAGAGCACUCCUCAGACCGCAGCUCGGAGAGGUCCAGCCAGCGCUGCCAACAGAAGAAGGCGAAGAAGAAAUCUAAACGCAAGAAAAAGGCCAAAAAGCGGAAACAUAACAAGAAGAAGAGUUCCAAGAGCAAACAUCAAAACCAGUCAGAUGGAGAAAGGUCUGUGUCUUCAGAGAAAGGGUUCAGAAAAUCUCGUUCGCUAACUCGUUCUUCUUCGAGUCAACACCACUCAUCAAACAGAAGGAGACGCCGAUCCUCGGGGUCAUACGGAGAUUCCCGAUCCUACUCUAAGUCAUACACAUCCAGUCGAUCCAGAUCUCAAGGAAGGUCCCUGUCUUACUCAAGAUCUAGAAGCCGGUCUGGAUCUAGAGGGCGAUCUUUCUCUAGAUCUAGGUCUUGGUCCCAUUCUCACUCCCGGUCUAAAUCAAGGUACAGAUCCAGAUCGAGAUCUUUGACGCCACCCAGAAAAAGGAGUUUUUCCAGAUCUCCGAGAAAGAAAAAAACAAGCAAACCAGAUGCCAUGAUCCCUGUGAAUGAGAAGCUUCAAGAGAGCAAAGUCGCACCUGUCCCCAGACUGCCAGCUGUCCCAGCUCCUGAAAGUGUCCCUGUGAUCCCAUUGAGCGACAGUCCACCUCCCUCUCGCUGGAAACCGGGUCAGAAACCAUGGAAACCCUCCUACAUCCAUAUUCAGGAAAUUAAAGCUAAAGUAGCUCCCAGCAACAUUUCUUCCACUGGGCAAGCAGUCGAUGGCGCAGCAGAUAAAGCUCAGACUUCAGCUACGCCAAAGUCUCUGCCAGGUGACUCUGAAGACAACACAGCACAAAAACCUUCACGGCGCUCACGCAGCAGCUCAUCCAGGAGUAAAUCUUACAGCCGUUCUUAUAGUCGCUCACGGAGUCGGAGUUACAGUAGGUCCAGGUCCAGGUCCGCUCACCGGCACAAGAGCAGGUCAUCGUCCUACAGCAGAUCAGAGUCUGAAAAGUCCCCGAAAACAAGUAACGCAAAGAAGGAGUCACUAGACAAGGAGUGGAAGGAGUACUACAGUUCUCUGAGCAGAGUAAAGAAUUUGGAUAAGUUAAUUUCAGUAAGCCUUAGUCAAGAUGGUCACUCGGGAUCGGAGAACAGGACAGACAGUGAGCGCAGCCCUGGUGUUAUUGGCUCUGUGGAGAAAAUAAAAGACAAGGGAAGCUCAGAGGAUCUGGAGACGAAGCAUUGCAGUUCAGUGCCAGCAGAGACUUUUAAUAACAGGUCUGAAUGGGACAGUGACAGUGAUAAGGUGAGCCAGAGCAACAGCGCUAUCCCAUUGAAAAUGCAGAUAAGGGUGGCUCAGUAUGCCGAGUCUCUGGAAAAGAAGUUAUCUUCUAUCUCUGGAUGGAAUUCAGAAAGUGACUCUGAAAAUUUAACAGCCAGGACUUUAGCUAUUUCUGAAAAAGAGGAAGGGGAAGCUAGUUCAGAAUCGGAUUAUGAGAUUUCCAGAAAAACAUCUGAUGGAGGGAAUGCUCUGGCAGCUUCUGGUCAGUCAGAGGAAAGCCCAGAGAAAGCGGCAGAGCCAGAGAAGCACAAGAGCAAGAAGAAAGCUAAACGUAAGCAUAAACAUAAGAGGAGAAGUGAGAAUAAAGGCGGUUCCCACCACAGUAAGGACAAGGCCAAGAAAACUAAGCGAAAACAUCAGAAGCUGAAAGAGACUUUUCACUGGCAACCACCUUUAGAGUUUGAAGAGGAGGAAGAAGAAGACGAAUCCAAAAGGGAAAGACAUAGUCCUGGAAGAGUUGUUAAAAAAAGUGCUGACGUUAAUAACCUCAAUGCAAAGGACCAAACUGCAAGCUGUAAUCCUACUAAAGAAGAAGAAAGGGGGCAACAGAGGACAAAAGAAGGUAUCAACAAAAAUGCAAAACACACUGAACCUCAUCUAGAGUCAUCCAACAGGAAUAGCGCCAGCGAUUCUCACUGGCCAAGUGUCCAGGAGCCAGAGACAUUAGAUGACAUGGACAUUUGUACUCCGGAGCAUGAUGCUGAAAUUGUUGAACCUUCAGUCCCAUGUCAUCCUCACAACAGCGUUCCUAAAAUAACCCUAAAAUCUACCUCAAACUCUUUUGAGAUGGAAAACAAUGACACUGCUUUAUCUCAUAGCAAAGCACAGCCUGCCGUUAGUUCCACAACAACAGCUGGCGGAUCGCAAGACAAAGGAACCGCUGGCAAGCCUGCUGCCACUGUAAUCAAUUUAAAAUGGAGGCCACUGAAAGGAACGUCAGCUGUACAGACUGUGAAUGCUCCCCCUGUCACUGUGAAAAAUGUCCAGGCUCAAGAGAACCAGACCGGCAACAUGCAGGGAGUGAGAAUGGAGAUAAAAAGCAAAAGCCGGGUCCGACCGGGAUCUCUGUUCGAUGAGGUCCGUAAGACGGCGCGGCUCAACCAGAGGCCGAGAAACCAGGAGAGCUCCAGUGAAGAGAGAUCCCCCUCUGUGGGAAAUGCAAAGGGAACGUCACGCACACGGUCUCCAAAGACGUCCAGGUCCUUGUCUAGAAAGUCCCGCUCUGUUUCCAGUCACCGGUCACGCUCCCGGGGGUGGUCCCACUCCUACAGCAGGUCCAGGAGUAGAUCCCGUAGCUCCAGCUACUCCUCCAGGAGCCGUAGCCGGAGUUGGAGGAGACGUGGGAGAGGACGAUCUCGCUCUCGCAGCACCAUGUACCGCAGUUACAGGAGUCACAGCCGGACGUACAGUAGAAGUCAUUCCAGAAGCCGCUCAUAUAUUCGCCGGAGAAGAUCCAGGUCAGACUCCUAUGACAGCUAUUCCAGUCGGAGUCGGAGUGUGAGCAGGAGACGAGGGCGCAGGCGAAGUGACAGCUACAGGAGCUCAGACCGCCGAUCGCGGUCGUAUGGCUCGUCCAGUCGCAGUUCGUCUAGGCGCAGGAGCCACAGUCGCAGCAGUCGGUACAGCUGAGCUGCGCCUUAAGGCAACCUGCUGGUUUACACCCGAUGACAAGGAUCAGAACCACAAAGUCUGGACACUGUCAUAUAUUCAAAGAUCAGCUCCUAAAGCUCUAAGAGGAAGAAUUAAAUCCAGUCUUAUGGUCAGUUUAACAUGGUUGUGUAUGUCCACCUGGCACAAGCUGGCAUUAUAAUUACUGAGGAAAUGAAUGUAAAUUUAUAAACCACUUUACAAGCUGAUACAAAGGCCUCCUUUUUGGGGCUGUCACAACAAGUGGCUGAAAAUCUGCCAACAUAGUCCAUCAAACAAAGUUUGAAAGUGAAAUAUGCUCUAUGCUUAAUACUAAUAUUAUGACAAAUUUACUCUAAAUAAUUAAAUAAUUUUAUAUUCAUGGAUUGUGUUUUCUACUUCUUUUAUACACUGACGUUGUUACAGUAUAAGAGUCUAAUCGUCUCAGUCUUCAUGUGUUUUUGAGGUUUUGCAUUAAGCUUUGAAAGUUUUCCUAAAGUCAUCACUGAAUGGAAUAAUUUGUUUUUAUAACUUUUUUUUUCAGUGCUUUUAUUUUAUUGUAUCAUGAAUGUUCAAACUAAACUCAAAGUAUGGUACCACAGAUUUAGGUUUAUUCAGUUCUAAAUGUUUACAUUUAAUAAAUACCAACACAUCUUGAACUCUG